CCGCCCUCGGCCCGCCCGCCGAGGAGGGGACGGGAGCGGGAGGCCGUGCCAGCGGCGCCCGCCCGGGGCCCGCCGCACUCUGCUCUCGGCCGCCCGGGCUGCGGGGACCGGACGGGGACCGACCGGCGCUGGCUGCGCGGGCGGAGUGCCGAGUCCAGGCCGGAGCCGGAGCCGCAGAGGGAGGCAAGAGGGCAGCGCGCCGAGAUGGCGGCCCCAGCGGCCGCGGCGGUGGAGGAAGGGAUGGAACCGCGGGCGCUGCAGUAUGAGCAGACCCUGAUGUAUGGCCGUUACACCCAGGACCUUGGGGCCUUUGCCAAAGAGGAAGCCGCUCGCAUUCGCCUGGGAGGGCCUGAGCCCUGGAGGAGCCCGCCCUCCCCUCGGACUCCCCCAGAGCUCCUGGAAUAUGGACAGAGCCGCUGUGCCCGAUGCCGCAUGUGCUCUGUGCGCUGCCACAAGUUCCUGGUGUCCAGGGUUGGUGAAGACUGGAUCUUCCUGGUCCUGCUGGGGCUCCUCAUGGCGCUGGUCAGCUGGGCCAUGGAUUACGCCAUCGCUGCCUGUCUGCAGGCUCAGCAGUGGAUGUCCCGGGGCCUGAACACCAACCUCCUGCUCCAGUACCUGGCCUGGGUCACCUACCCCGUCGUCCUCAUCACUUUCUCCGCCGGAUUCACACAGAUCCUGGCCCCUCAGGCUGUGGGGUCCGGCAUCCCCGAGAUGAAAACCAUCUUACGGGGAGUGGUGCUGAAAGAAUACCUCACCCUCAAGACCUUCGUAGCCAAGGUCAUCGGGCUGACCUGUGCCUUGGGCAGUGGGAUGCCACUGGGCAAAGAGGGCCCUUUUGUGCAUAUUGCCAGCAUGUGCGCCGCCCUUCUCAGCAAGUUCCUCUCCCUCUUUGGGGGCAUCUAUGAGAACGAGUCUCGGAACACAGAGAUGCUGGCUGCCGCCUGUGCCGUGGGCGUGGGCUGCUGCUUCGCCGCCCCCAUCGGAGGCGUCCUAUUCAGCAUUGAGGUCACCUCCACCUUCUUCGCCGUGCGCAACUACUGGCGCGGCUUUUUCGCCGCCACCUUCAGCGCCUUCAUCUUCAGGGUCUUGGCUGUCUGGAACCGGGAUGAAGAGACCAUCACCGCGCUCUUCAAAACCCGAUUCCGGCUCGACUUCCCCUUCGACCUGCAGGAGCUGCCAGCCUUUGCGGUGAUUGGAAUCGCUAGUGGCUUCGGAGGAGCCCUCUUUGUCUACCUGAACCGGAAGAUCGUGCAGGUGAUGAGGAAGCAGAAGACCAUCAAUCGCUUCCUGAUGCGAAAACGCCUGCUCUUCCCAGCCCUGGUCACCCUGCUCAUCUCCACUCUGACCUUCCCUCCUGGCUUUGGACAGUUCAUGGCUGGACAGCUCUCACAGAAGGAAACACUGGUCACCCUGUUUGACAACCGGACCUGGGUCCGCCAGGGCCUGGUGGAGGAGCUCGAACCGCCCAGCACCUCACAGGCCUGGAGCCCGCCUCGCGCCAACGUCUUCCUCACCCUGGUCAUCUUCAUCCUCAUGAAGUUCUGGAUGUCCGCGCUGGCCACCACCAUCCCAGUGCCCUGUGGGGCCUUCAUGCCUGUGUUCGUCAUUGGAGCAGCAUUUGGGCGACUGGUGGGAGAGAGCAUGGCUGCCUGGUUCCCCGACGGGAUUCACACAGACAGCAGUACUUACAGGAUCGUGCCCGGGGGCUAUGCUGUGGUGGGGGCGGCUGCUCUGGCAGGAGCGGUGACCCACACAGUGUCCACGGCCGUGAUCGUGUUCGAGCUCACGGGCCAGAUCGCCCAUAUCCUGCCCGUCAUGAUCGCUGUCAUCCUGGCUAACGCCGUUGCGCAGAGCCUGCAGCCCUCCCUCUACGACAGCAUCAUCCGAAUCAAGAAGCUCCCCUAUCUGCCUGAGCUGGGCUGGGGCCGCCACCAGCAGUACCGCGUGCGAGUGGAAGACAUCAUGGUGCGGGAUGUUCCCCACGUGGCGCUCAGCUGCACCUUCCGGGACCUGCGGCUGGCACUGCACAGGACCAAGGGCCGCACGCUGGCCCUGGUGGAGUCUCCUGAGUCUAUGAUCCUUCUGGGUUCCAUCGAGCGCACGCAGGUGGUGGCGCUGCUGGCUGCCCAGCUGAGCCCGGCCCGCCGGCGGCAGUCCAAGCAGAAGCGCAGGGUGGCCCACACCUCUCCACCGUCCUGUCAGGAGAGUCCCCCCAGCCCUGAGACUUCCGUCUGCUUCCAGGUGAAGGCCGAGGACGCCCAGGGGGAGCCUCACAAGCCCCUAAAGCCUGCUCUCAAAAGGGGGUGCAGCAACUCCGUGAACCUCGGGGAGAGUCCCACAGGGCACGUGGAGUCGGCCGGCAUCGCGCUCAGGAGCCUCUUCUGUGGCAGUCCCCCUCCAGAGGCCGCGUCAGAAUCGGAAAAGUCAGAAUCCAGUGAGAAGCGCAAAUCGAAGCGAGUCCGAAUCUCCCUGGCAAGUGACUCGGACCUGGAAGGUGAAAUGAGCCCGGAGGAGAUUCUGGAGUGGGAGGAGCAGCAGCUAGAUGAACCUGUGAACUUCAGUGACUGCAAGAUUGACCCUGCUCCCUUCCAGCUGGUGGAGAGGACCUCUUUGCACAAGCCUCCCCCGGGGCGAUGCGCAAGGCGGCAAUGCUGAUGUUUGUUGCAUGCUCCUGAGGUGCCGGGCACUUUGCUACUCACGUGUUUGACUUAAGGCUCACAAGCGCACAAGGAGAAGAUGGACAUUGUGAUAUUCCAGCUCUUAGUGAUGAGGAAAUGGAUAGAGUUAAGAAGCUGCGCCAGAUUGCACCAGCAGAACUGGGCCUGGGAGCCUAGAUGAUCUGCCCCGACACGUGAAGGUCUUUUUUUUUUUUUUUUUUUGGACAGGCAGAGUUAGUGAGAGAGAGGUCUUAACCACUUUACAUAUGGGGAAACUGAGGCGUGCAGUGAGGACGCCAUUUGCCCAAGUCAGGAUAGCGGUCAGGCCCAGAUUUCUGAGUUCCUGGCUCCGCUCCCAGGAUGCUUUGAGAAGGCCAUGUUGUCCCUUUCCCGGUCAGCUCACUGUUCCCAAGCCCAGGCCCUGGCCUUCCAAUGAGGCAAUCUGGUGUCUAAUUAAAUUAAGAUGAAAAAGAACAAAGUCACUGUUUGUAACAAGCCUAAAAAUCAGAGGAAGAGACGAAGCCUUUAAGGAACCCACCAAGGAAAGCACCAAGAACUGGAAGUGAUCAGAACAUGAAAGAUUAGAAUUCAGAAUGUCCUUGCUGGCCUGAGCCAUCACCAAGCAGCAGCCCAUUCAGAGAGGAGACGGGCUGCACGGGCGCCGUUCAGGGACCUGUGCAUCAGCCCCAUGCUUCGUCCAUGCAGCGGCUACCCACGCAGAGGCCACGGCCACAGCAUCUGAACCCAAACCCUGCCUCUGCCGCGUGCCAGUUGACUAGGUAACCUUGGCACAUGUCCUAGUCUCUGCACGUCUCUUGCUGUAUCUCAACAAUGGGAUCACACCUCGGGAUUUUGUGAGGAUUAGGGAACCUGAAACAUGUGAAGCACUUAAGAGUCGUGCCUGGCACGCAGUCAGCCCCCAGCUGGUGUCAGGAGUGACGGCCACCCCGCGUCCUGAGGGAGGACCAAGGGCCACUCGCGGAGGCGGCGUAACGAACGGCUGACGGGUAACGUGAUGGGGGGUUUCCAGAACAGGCUGAAGCCCCCGUCCUGAGGGAACUGCAAGUGUAGGAAAACAGCCCGCACGUUCUGAAACAGACUGGGACGGCUUGGUGACUGCUAGGGACAAGGGGUUUAUUACCUAAAAGGCAAAUCACCUGCCAGAAACUCGCCGUGAUUAAGAUUGUGGAGAAAAAGAAUUUCCAAGGGAACUACUUGGGAGGUUCCUUGGGAGAAGAUGGAAGGGAUUAUUUGACUGCCAGGAGGCAAAGCUAAGGGAUUUUUUUUAAUGGGAAACCUCAUAAUAAAGACAUUUCUCCCUGAAGUUGGACAAGUUGGGAAAUGAAUGUUAAGCUGUAGCGUGUAGGAUUCAAGCUGCAUAUGAGGAGCAACUUGGCUAACCACGUGGUCAUUCUGUUACAGAUAUUGAAGGAACACAGCUUAUUCUCAAACUGAA
Messenger RNA from Oryctolagus cuniculus (rabbit), 4113 nucleotides. The record is from RefSeq and is a predicted model, not a curated record. NCBI's taxonomy places the organism in Eukaryota, Metazoa, Chordata, Mammalia, Lagomorpha, Leporidae.